This is a messenger RNA of Passer montanus (Eurasian tree sparrow), 844 nucleotides long. RefSeq names its product basic salivary proline-rich protein 1-like. The coding region runs from base 1 to 792 and encodes 263 amino acids. The record is from RefSeq and is a predicted model, not a curated record. The transcript has 3 exons. Lineage: Eukaryota; Metazoa; Chordata; Aves; Passeriformes; Passeridae.
AUGGCAGCCUUUUCCCGGCCCAGCCGAUGGCGUGGCUCGGUGUGCUGGAAUCCGAGGGGGAUUUCCGUGGGGGGAGCGGGGCGCUGGGACCCCCUCCGCCCCAUUUCCCCUCGGGGACGAGCUCCGGGGCUGCAGGGCUCUGUGGGCUGGAGGCAGCCCUUCCUGGGGGAGCAGCCGGCCGCUGUUCCCUGCCCGGGGGAGCCCGAAAUUGUGCGCGGCGAGCCCCGCGGGCCGGGCUGCGGGCGCCGCCGCCGCUCCGCGAUUCCGUUGCCGCCGCUCCGCGGGCGCCGCCGGGCUCGGGCGCCGCCGCCAGCCGCAGCCUCGGGAAAAGGAGCCGGGCUUCACCAUGGCUCAGUCCUCCCCCGGCCGGGCAGCCCGAGCCGGGCCGCCUCUUGGGCUGAGAAACCCCGAAAUUGGUUAUCUGCGCGGCGGGAGGGCAGCGGGGCCGCUCCGAGCGGCGCUUCCCGGGAGAGCCGCGGGUGCUGCGGCAUCGCCCAGCCCGGCCCGGCGGGGCCGCAGCUCCAGCCCUCCCGGGCGGCUGGACCCCCCAAAACCCCUCGGUUUAACCCCUCUGCUCCUCCCGAGCCGCCGCUGCCGCCGGCCGGGAUCGCUGCCGCGCCGAGCGUGGCGUGCCCCGCCGUGACGCUGCUUGAAUUUCAGCCAGAUCGCCGAAUUCCCGCUUGCUCCUGCGGUUGCAAGCAGUUUUGGGAACACGUUGUCUGCCUGAAACAUGUCAGAAUCGGCCACAAAUUGCAGAUGAGACUGAUAACAAAAGCCAUCAACAGAAAAUAGGUAGAAAAACAACACGGUGGAGGCUGAGAGACCACUGAAGGGCUUUUUUGUG